AUGGCUGACAUGCAAAGUCUGGUGGAAAGAUUAGAGAAGGCAGUGGGUCGCUUAGAGGCUGUAUCCCAGGCGUCUGACAUGCAUCGGGGAUAUGGAGAUCAGUAUUAUUCUGUGGAAUCUUUGAUCAAAAUGUUCUGUAAUGAUAACUGUAAGAAACUCGGUCUGGUGUUUGAUGACGUGGUGGGCAUUGUGGAAAUCAUCAAUAGUAGAGAUGUCAAGGUUCAGGUAAUGGGAGCCACACCGUAUGUGCAAGCAUUUGACUCACUGCUUGCUGGUCCUGUGGCAGAGUACCUGAAGAUCAGUAAAGAGAUUGGAGGAGAUGUGCAGAAGCAUGCAGAGAUGGUCCAUACUGGUCUGAAGUUGGAGCGAGCUCUCCUGGUUACAGCUUCUCAGUGCCAGCAACCAGCAGGUAAUAAGCUUUCUGAAUUGUUGGCACCUAUCUCAGAGCAGAUCCAAGAAGUGAUAACGUUCCGAGAGAAGAACCGAGGCAGCAAAUUGUUCAAUCACUUGUCAGCUGUCAGUGAAAGCAUCCAGGCACUGGGUUGGGUAGCUAUGGCUCCCAAGCCUGGUCCCUACGUGAAAGAAUUGAAUGAUGCUGCCAUGUUCUAUACAAACAGAGUCCUGAAGGAGUACAAAGAUGUGGAUAAGAAACAUGUGGACUGGGUUAAAGCUUAUUUGAGUAUAUGGACAGAACUACAGACUUACAUUAAAGAGUUCCAUACCACUGGGCUGGCCUGGAGCAAAACGGGGCCUGUGGCAAAAGAACUGAGUGGAUUGCCAUCUGGACCCUCUGCUGUAUCAGGUCCACCUCCCCCCCCACCAGGCCCACCUCCCCCUCCAGUCUCCACCAGUUCAGGCUCAGAUGACUCUGCUUCACGCUCCGCACUGUUUGCUCAGAUUAAUCAGGGUGAAAGCAUCACACAUGCCCUAAAACACGUAUCUGAUGACAUGAAGACUCACAAGAACCCCGCCCUGAAAGCUCAGAGUGGUCCUGUACGAAGUGGUCCCAAACCGUUCUCUGCACCUAAACCAGGAAUCAGCCCCUCUCCCAAACCAGCUGUAAAGAAGGAGCCACCUUUACUUGAAUUGGAGGGCAAGAAGUGGAGAACAAAAUGUGUGCAAGGGCGGGUGGGGGUGAAGGUGGUAAUCUGUAUAGUAAUUGCUAAAAUCCCACAAAGGCAAAAAGUAACCAAGCAGUACUUUUCCAAACUCAAGUUAUGUCACCAGCGAAAUUGA
This is a messenger RNA of Elephantulus edwardii (Cape elephant shrew), 1236 nucleotides long. It is a transcript of the gene CAP1, whose product is annotated as CAP, adenylate cyclase-associated protein 1 (yeast). Gene Ontology annotation, molecular function: actin binding; adenylate cyclase binding. Bases 1 to 1236 code for a protein of 411 amino acids. Gene Ontology annotation, biological process: cytoskeleton organization; regulation of adenylate cyclase activity; cell morphogenesis. The record is from RefSeq and is a predicted model, not a curated record. The transcript has 12 exons. Gene Ontology annotation, cellular component: cytoplasm. NCBI's taxonomy places the organism in Eukaryota, Metazoa, Chordata, Mammalia, Macroscelidea, Macroscelididae.